CUGAUAUAAAAACUCUGCGGAAGCCUUGGGCUUGGAGGGCCAGACGGAGCUCGGAGCUCGGGCUGAUCUCAGCACACACCCAGACCCCACAGCCCAGAUACCAGCAGCUGGAGGGAAGGCCCGGAGCUGUCUGCAGCCAUGUCAGCCCUCGGCCUGGUCAUUCUGGGCCUGCUUACGGCAGUGCCACCCGCCAGCUGUCAGCAAGGCCUGGGGAACCUGCAGCCCUGGAUGCAGGGCCUUAUCGCCACGGCCGUCUUCCUGGUCCUCGUUGCAAUCGCCUUCGCUGUCAACCGCUUCUGGUGCCAAGAAGAGCCGGAGCCCGUGAACAUGGUCAUGGCCGUUGGAAACAAGGAAGACGGGAUCCUGGUAGGAACGGAAGGAAAGUACUCCUCCAUGGCGGCCAGCUUCAGGUCUCACGAGCAUGGGAAUGCCUAUGACAAUGUCCCUGAGGAGGAGGGCAGGGUCCGGAGCACCCCCAUGUGACCCCACUUGCCUGUGGCCCCCAGCGCUGAUCCUGGGCAUCUGUGAUCAGUGCCACUCCUCUGAGCAGGAAUCUAUAGUAACAGGCCGACUUCUUCAACCUCACACUGACCCACCCUCCCUGGAAUUGUCCCAGACAUUGUUGGAACUCACACUGUGGUUCUGGGGUCUCCUGGGGAGUCUCCCACUCAAUUCAAUCCAGAAGACCCUUCUGAAAGAGACAGUUGGCUCAGCACCUCCCAUCCUGCCUCACAUUUCCUCCCCUCACUGUGGAAAUCACCUAUUGCUGUGAAUAAAGACUUUUUGUACUUCUGAG
Miniopterus natalensis is the source of this 796-nucleotide messenger RNA. RefSeq names its product PDZK1 interacting protein 1 (gene PDZK1IP1). NCBI's taxonomy places the organism in Eukaryota, Metazoa, Chordata, Mammalia, Chiroptera, Miniopteridae. The record is from RefSeq and is a predicted model, not a curated record.